UAGAAAAAAACCCGAAAACCUGGAUCCACCCAAGGUUCCUCCUCUUUCCCCUUCUCCUCCCCAUGGCGGGUUCGAAAUUAUUAAGGAAGGUUGGUCUCAAAUUCGAAACCCUAGGGGCUUAAUAUUUGAUAUUCCACAUUUCAAAUCCUAAAACAUUAUAGAAGAUGGGAGGAGAUUCGAGCUCUGAAGAAGUUGGUUUGGAUCUCCUUCAGCAGUUGGAACUCAUCUUAGAACACGAUAAGCUUAUUGAUGAAGUAGGCUUCGUACACCCCGACCAGUUUCCAGCUCUGAAUGAAGGUCCAAGUAGUUCACUAUCCCCCGUUUGCAUUCUAGGUCAAUCAGCAGCUGACAUCCUCAAUAAAGACACAGUAGAGUUGCAUGUGGUACAAUAUGAUGAGAAAGUUUUCUGGAAUAAAGAUCAUAAAUUGGCUAUCUCAAUUCUUGUUUUACCCCAGUUGUAUAAUGCUGCUCUGAAUGCAUAUAUGGAUGCAAAUAGAAGAUAUAAACAGUCAAUCAGGUCACAAAUAAACAAAGGUUCCUUUGAUGAUGCAAACUGUGGAUGUGAUUUUGAUCAAUUUCUUGAAAGUGAAGUCCUAAAGCAUACCAGGGCACUUUUGAUUCUCAGUUAUGACUUCAAGAGUGCAUGGAAUUCCAGGAAGCUUGUCCUAUCAAGAAAGCAGGAGCUGUCAUUAUUUGUGGACGAAUUUCAGUUAUCUGCACUAAUCCUUUCAUAUGCACCAAAAAGUGAAGGUGCUUGGAGUCAUAGGCAGUGGACAGUAAAGAUGAUUGCAGAAAAAGUUCACGAUCUGCAGGAGCUUGUAAAAAAAGAAUCAGAGCUGGUGAAGAAUAUUGCUGAGAAAUCAAAAAUGAAUUAUCGUGCUUGGAAUCAUCGAUGCUGGCUUGUUCUAUACAUGACGGAGUCACAGGUUCUUGAUGAGUUGAACAUGUCAAGAAAAUGGGCCGAAUUGCAUGUUGCUGAUAACUGCUGCUUCCACUACCGUCGAAGGUUAAUGCUUAGAAUUCUAAGUAAUGGAGACGUAAAAGAAGGUGGAGAAAAGCCCUUUAAUUACAAUUCCAAUGUUUAUGCUGUAUGGAAGGAGCUCCAAUGGAACAAAUUGCUCAUUCAACGCUAUAUUGGAAGAGAGGCCUUAUGGAUUCAUCGACGAUUCCUCUCUCAGUGUUGGAUAAAGCACUUUGCCAACAACCAAAAGAGCAGCAGCCCCCAUAUAGAAGCUACUGGCUUAGAUGAUUUUCUUGGCGAAGAGUUUGAGCUUAUGAAUGCUUGCCUGAACACCCAAACUGAUGAUGAGCUUGAUGACUAUCAGUCUCAAGCUAAGCAUGCGGUUUCUUACAUUCUGUGGAUAUCGAAGCAAAUUCCUUCGUGUUCGGAGGUUAAGCUGCAGGAGAGGCUGAAAGAGGCGGUAAACUUUGAGGAUUUAUUCAUGAAGUAUCCUGAAAGAUUGAUGCUAUGGAAGAAAGUACUAGUUUGAGUGUCAAAAGUGGGCGCUUUUUUUUUUUUUGCUGCUUUAUUUUCUUGUAUUCAAGACAUUCAUUCAUUGUGGUUUUUUCUUGAUUUAUGACGAUACAUAGAGACUGAUAUGUGGGUUUAACUGUUGUAUCGUAGUUAUGCAUUACACUCUUAUUUUAUAGGAAAAACACCCCAAACAUCCCCAAUUUGCCUUGAUCA
Asparagus officinalis (garden asparagus) is the source of this 1687-nucleotide messenger RNA. RefSeq names its product protein prenyltransferase alpha subunit repeat-containing protein 1. Bases 165 to 1490 code for a protein of 441 amino acids. Gene Ontology annotation, biological process: protein farnesylation; protein geranylgeranylation. Gene Ontology annotation, molecular function: CAAX-protein geranylgeranyltransferase activity; protein farnesyltransferase activity. The transcript is spliced from 10 exons. Gene Ontology annotation, cellular component: cytoplasm; CAAX-protein geranylgeranyltransferase complex; protein farnesyltransferase complex. Lineage: Eukaryota; Viridiplantae; Streptophyta; Magnoliopsida; Asparagales; Asparagaceae. The record is from RefSeq and is a predicted model, not a curated record.